UGGAGCUAUUUUGAAAGUGACCCUCAUUCGGGCAGCCCACUCUUGCAGCUGUCAGGAACCAUGACUGAAGAUGACGGAAUCAGUUGUCGUGGAGGGAUACGCCAGACUCAGAGACGGGAAAAAGUGGAAAACUAGGUGGCUCGUCCUUCGCAAGCCGUCGCCUGUAGCAGAUUGCUUAGUCUUGCUGGUUUUCAAAGACAAGUCCGACAAAGCCGAGGGCAACAAGGAGCGCGCCGCCGUCACCCUGGAGGACAUCUGCGGCCUGGAAACAGGACAGUGCUAUGAGGACGUGGCCUUCACGCUAGCUAUUCUCUGCCUCAACCAGGCGGUGCUGCUGGGCUUCGACAGUAAGGACGCCCUGCAGGCGUGGGAGGUGCGUCUGCGUUACAGCCUGGGAGAAGUUCACAUGUUCAACGUCGGAGUCCUCGCGGGGACCAAGUUAGAAAGCGGACCAGCGACCCUUCACCUGUGCAACAACUUGCUGGCCCUCGUCCGAGACGUCCCCCCUGUCGUCUUCGGCCACUGGAACCUUCCGGAUCUACGCAGAUACGGGCCCGUACCCAAUGGAUUUGUGUUUGAGGGAGGAACACGCUGCGGUUUCUGGUCUGGUGUUUUCCUGCUCACGUCAUCCGAGAGCGAGCAGAUCAGCUUCCUGUUUGACCGCAUCGUGCGAGGAAUCUCCCCCACCAGGGGUCCGUUUGGGCUUAGGCCAGUUCUGCCAGAUCCCAGCACCAGUCAGACCAACUCAGAAGAAAGGUUGAACCAUGAGACACAGGAACUGGAGAAGCGACUCAGCAUGCUCUCGAAUCGGAACAGCACGGUGUACUCCGCGGUCACCGGUGACGACCACAGCAUAUCGGGUUCAUCCGACGCCUCGGACACCAGCCAAUCAGACUGCAGCAUUUCAAGCCGUUUGGCCAUUUGGAGCGAACCUCCAACUGCUAACCUACUGGACAACCACUCGAAAGGGGCGAGCGCAGAGAAGCUGUCCGCCAACCAGGGCGUCGGCCACAAUCCGGGUGCCACAGCCCCAAGACAGCUGCAGGAAAUCGGUCGCCAGAGCUCCUCUGAUAGCGGUAUCGCCACUGCAAGCCAUUCCUCCUAUUCCGGAAGUUUCUCCUCAUACACUGGAAGUCUGGACAUUAGUGAAGACUUUGGUUCAGUUUUUAGCCUGCCACCUCGCUUGGCUCAAGACCUGAGUCCUUGUUGUUGCCCUAAAGGCCUAGAACUCCAGUACAAGGUACCCACAUCCCUCAGGUAUCUGUACGACACCCCAAAGAAUCUGCUCCAGGGGGAAGGUGAGCGGACGGUGGACACUGAUCACCAAAGUUUAGUUCCAGCAAGUCCCCUGAUAGCGUCUUUAAAGGGGUCAAGCUCAAAAAUACCGCCAGUGUGCUCACACGAGUCUUUAGAGGAGAGCAGCAAGAAGGGGGCGCCCAAUGGGGAUGGCACGGAGUCCUGUAACAUGUGCAGCUCUCUUACAUCCAAAACAAUAGUGACCAUUUGCGCAACAUGCGGUGGAUUUCAGGGGACACCGCCCCCCAUGGUCAACUCUGCAAGUGGGGCAACAUUACCUGCUUUACCAGACAAAAGGCCUAAUCUAAGAGAGGAGCAUCAGAGAGCUAAUCCUGCUUACGAAAUCAUGGAGAGAAACUCUGAGGCGGACAAAAAAAAUAAGUACAAGCUGAUGGUCAACUGUGGUCCGCAAAGGUUGCUACAAGAAUCGGAAGGAACAACGGCGGCGUUCCCACCGGAGGCGCUGCUAGCCGAAAGGCCUCGCGGUGACUCCGUGACGUACGUCAAUAUUCCAGUGAGUCCGACAUCCAAGAAGCAGCUCAACUACAUGGAACUGGAGCUGCAAGAACACAGCACCCGAAGGUCUGCACCGAGAAACAGCCCCACCAAAUACGCCCACAUUGACAUUGCGGCCACGGAGACAGCCCACAAGGUGGGUACCCAACAUGCCUUGGGGCGCCAGGAGGGUCUCCACACCCUGGAACUGAGAAGGAAGGGGACGCCCCAUUGACCUUAUAUUAUAUGUAUUAUAUCAGUAUUAUAUGUAUUAUAUCACUUAUAUCAAAUUAAUAUUUCAAAUAUCUGUUUUUACUAUCAAUUGCUAGUGAGUUUUUACUAACUAUUACGAUUAUUAUUAGAAUUACAAAACACUUUUGAUAUGU
Molecule: messenger RNA, 2177 nt
Organism: Dunckerocampus dactyliophorus (ringed pipefish)
Lineage: Eukaryota; Metazoa; Chordata; Actinopteri; Syngnathiformes; Syngnathidae
Product: protein Dok-7-like
Exons: 12
Coding region: 71-2026 (651 amino acids)
Biological process (GO): positive regulation of protein tyrosine kinase activity; neuromuscular junction development
Molecular function (GO): protein kinase binding
Source: RefSeq, a predicted model, not a curated record